Molecule: messenger RNA, 3083 nt
Organism: Nelumbo nucifera (sacred lotus)
Lineage: Eukaryota; Viridiplantae; Streptophyta; Magnoliopsida; Proteales; Nelumbonaceae
Product: cytokinin dehydrogenase 9-like
Biological process (GO): cytokinin metabolic process
Molecular function (GO): FAD binding; cytokinin dehydrogenase activity
Source: RefSeq, a predicted model, not a curated record
CAUGACCUCACUUAACUCUCUUCUCAUGCAAACGAGAGGGGGCCGGCCCGCCGAUCACUCUGCUCCGGUUGGAAAACCGAUGCCUCAUGUACUACUCCUGACGACAUUGUUUGCACCUGAUUUGAGCUCAUCAAAGAAAAAGUAUACGCAUCUGAAUCUGGUAUAUGGAGGACAUAGCCAUAAAUAUUGAGAAAAGGAGAGGUUCUCUAGGUAAUUUUCCAGAACUUUGCCGCCAAAAUAUCGUCCUUUUGCUCCUUGAAAUAUACAUCUUUUCCCAAAAUGGCAAAAGUAUCCUCAACCUCAAGACUUCAGAGGGUGCUUAGAAAAAAUUAAAGGGCAUGCUUGUCUUUGAUGGAAAAGGUGAGAAUUUGGGUGGGAAAUGUGAAACUCUCUUUCUGGGAAACUUUUUCCUUUUCUUUUUUGAGUUUUUUUUCUUAUCACUUUCAUUCAUUCAGCAGGUACUUGGAAAUCCAUGCUCAGGUACUUGGAAAUCGAUUAGCAGGCUACGUCCUCAUGUUGUGUGCAGUUGACGCGAACCCGUGUGGCCUUGUGGCCUUGUGGCCGGCCCUGUGGCCGUGUCCUUGCAGUGGGAAAUGGGAAGAAAGAUUACGACCGAGUGACUGACUGACCAAAACACCAAAUUCAACUAACUCUGGUAUUUGGCCAUUUUGCCUUUUUUCUCUCCAAAACACUUCAACUUGGCUUGUAUGGUUCCAUAAAACAAAAAGAACCCAAAAAGCAGAACCAAAAGGAAAUUCCUGAAAUUGCCCCACCCAAGUAGGCAGUCGUCAUACGGAGUCUCACCAGUCACCACUGAAGAUUUUUUUUUUUUCUAGUUCUUUUCUUUUUGGGUAAUACUCCUCUCACCACUGAAGAUGAGUUGACUAGAUUUCCAAACCUCUCCCCUUUAAAUUCUCUCCUCUACCUUUCGUUUCCUUGGCUCUUCUACACCUCUCCUUUUGCUUUGCUUCAGCUUCACCAAUAAAAAACAGCUUUGGAGCUCUACUCUGUUGUCUCAUCUAUCUCCUUAGAAGAAGCAUGAGUUCAUCACUACUGCUACCCUUCUUCAGUUUCCUUCAACAAAACAGCAUUUUAUUGCUAAGAUGCUUGGCAGUCUUGUUCUUGAGCUGCAUCACUGCCAGAAUUAAUCUUUACUCCAACCUCCCUUUCACCAUUCCCAGUGUCUCCGGCUCCGAUUCCCCCAACAUCCUCUCCUCACUGAAAACACUGACUCUUGAUGGGUAUUUCAGCUUCGAUGAACUUCACCAUGCAGCCAGGGACUUCGGCAACCGAUACCAGUUCCUACCAUCGGCAAUUCUACGUCCAAAGUCGGUUUCAGAUAUUGCUACAACCAUAAAGCAUAUCUUGCAACUGGGUCCUAGCUCAAAACUCACUAUUGCAGCUAGAGGCCAUGGACAUUCACUCCAAGGGCAGGCUCAAGCCCACGGAGGCGUCGUUAUCAAUAUGGAGUCGCUUCAGGAACCAAAAAUGCAGGUUCACACCGGAGAGCUCCCCUACGUAGAUGUUUCUGGCGGAGAACUCUGGAUAAAUAUCCUGCAUGAGAGCCUGAAAUACGGGCUGGCACCAAAAUCUUGGACGGAUUACCUACAUCUCACCGUCGGUGGCACUUUGUCCAAUGCUGGAAUCAGUGGACAGGCAUUUCGGCAUGGACCCCAAAUCAGUAAUGUCUACCAGCUGGAGGUUGUUACAGGCAAAGGAGAAGUAGUGAGCUGUUCGGAGAAGCAAAAUGCAGACUUGUUUCAUGGCGUUCUUGGAGGACUCGGUCAGUUCGGGAUCAUCGCCCGAGCUAGAAUUGCCCUUGAACCGGCACCCAAGAUGGUGAAAUGGAUUAGAGUUCUGUACUCGGAUUUCUCCAUGUUUACUAGGGACCAAGAGUAUCUAAUUUCUGCUGAGAAUACAUUCGACUACAUCGAAGGUUUCGUGAUAAUAAACAGAACAGGUCUCCUCAAUAACUGGAGAUCUUUCUUUAACCCCCAAGACCCACUUAAAGCCAGCCAAUUCAAGUCGGAUGGAAGAACUCUCUUCUGUCUAGAAAUGACCAAAAACUUCAACCCAGAUGAAACUGAUGUCAUGAACCAGGAAGUCGAGAGUCUGUUGUCACAACUGAAUUACAUUCCAUCCACGCUUUUCGCAUCAGAAGUCUCAUAUGUGGAGUUCCUGGACAGAGUGCAUAUGUCUGAGAUAAAACUACGAUCGAAAGGGUUGUGGGAAGUUCCACACCCAUGGCUAAAUCUUCUCAUUCCUAGAAGCAGAAUCCAUGACUUCGCUGAGGAGGUCUUUGGCAAGAUUCUUACAGACACAAGCAACGGCCCCGUCCUCAUCUAUCCACUUCACAGAUCCAAGUGGGACAGUAGAACAUCUACAGUCAUUCCAAAUGAAGAUAUUUUCUACCUAGUGGCAUUUCUUUCUUCUGCCGUGCCUUCUUCUACAGGAACUGAUGGCUUAGAGCACAUUUUAACCCAGAACAAAAGAAUUCUAGACUUCUGUGAAACAGCCCGUCUGGGAAUUAAGCAGUAUCUGCCCCAUUACACCACCCAGGAAGAGUGGCGAGCCCACUUUGGCCCUCGUUGGGAAACCUUCGUACAGAGGAAAUCUGCUUAUGACCCUUUGGCUAUCCUAGCUCCAGGCCAGAAAAUAUUUCGAAAGGCUAUUCCCUUCUCAUGACAGACCCUCUCACAUUAACCAGCUAUUAAUUAUGGAAAGGGGCCGUACAACAAAUAGGCCAGAAGAACCAACUGUAUAUCUAAUAAUUAAAAUUCAUAGCUUGAUGGGUCCCCAUGACAGUUGUAACUGGUGUGCAAAACGGGAAGGCUGCAAUAUUGCUUCACAUUUUGUUGACACGUCGGAUCAAAAGGUUCCAAAUAUGAAAUUAAAGUUGACUUCCAAAGGGGUUCAAAAAGUAUCAAAUUUGCAAUGUGUAAAUAAUGUUUAUCAUGUUAGUUGAAAAAGCAUAUUGUAGAGUAAGCACCAAUAUGAGGAUAUUUACGAGGAAGUGAUUAGAUUUCUUGUUCCCUAAUGCUUUCAAAAAUGAAAUGUAAUACUACCUGUCGGCAAGAAUUUAC